AGCAUCCGGUAAGGACCAGAUGGUCACGUGAUUGUCGACGGCGUGGAGCGUGGCAGUGGUUCAUCUUGACGCAAUUCAUCUUUGAAAGGUCAGUCCGGAAGAGUUGUUAUAAGGCGAUGUUGCUGCGGUAAAUCAAGGAAGGUUCCUGUCUCAUCUCAGGAAUGCCAGGUGGAGACUACGGGGAGUUCGGGGGCAGCCUCCCUGCCAUUGCCUCCCUGAAUGCUUCUUACUCCACGUCGCUGUCCCUGCCUUCCCCGUACCUGUUCUCACCAUCCGCAGAGCGCAGGGCCGUUUCUGACGUCCGUCGCACCUUCUGUCUCUUUGUGACCUUCGACCUGCUCUUCAUCUCACUUCUCUGGAUUAUUGAGCUGAAUAUCUCCAAUACAGUCUGGGACAGUUUAAAAACGGAGGUUGUUAAUUAUAAAUUCACAACUUCCUUUUUUGACAUCUGGCUUCUUGCUGUGUUCCGUUUCCUGUGCCUGCAAGUGGCUUAUGCAGCUUUUCGGCUGAGGCAUUGGUGGGUUAUUGCGGUCACCACUCUAGUGACCAGCGUCUUCCUUGUUCUGAAGGUCAUCCUGUCUAAUCUCCUGUCCCAGAAUGCCUUCGGCUACGUGCUGCCCAUCACCUCCUUUGUGUUGGCCUGGCUGGAGACGUGGUUCCUUGACUUCAAGGUGCUCACACAGGAGGCAGAGGAUGAACGGGCCUACCUAGCAGCGGUGAACGCAGCCUGCGAACGCGCCCCCAUGAUUUACCCCCGUGCAGUUUCCGACGGCCAGUUCUACUCCCCUCCUGAGUCCGUGACAGGUUCAGAUGAGGAGCUGGAUGAUGAGGGUCUUGGGCGAAAAGCUGUCACUGCACAGGAGAAGGAAUAUGUCCGUCAGGGUCGGGAAGCCAUGUCAGUGGUUGAACAGAUCCUAACCCAGGAGGAUAACUGGAAGUUUGAAAAGAACAAUGACAUUGGAGACUCUGUCUACACCCUGGAGAUUCCCUUCCAUGGCAAAACUUUCAUUCUCAAGGCCUUCAUGCAGUGUACGGCUGAGCUUGUGUAUCAGGAGGUCAUUCUGCAGCCGGAGAAGAUGGUCCAGUGGAACCGAACUGUUUCUGUCUGUCAGAUCCUUCAGAGGGUUGACGACAACACUCUAGUAACGUACGACGUCUCUGCUGGAGCAGCGGGUGGAGUCGUGUCUGCGAGGGACUUUGUUAACGUUCGGCGAGUGGAGCGUAAGCGAGACUGCUACCUGUCUGCUGGCAUGGCCACCGAGCACGAUGCCAAAGCGCCGUGCCAGCGCUAUGUCAGAGGAGAGAACGGUCCAGGAGGAUUUGUGGUUCUCAAAUCCAGCUCUAACCCGUCUGUCUGCACCUUCAUCUGGAUUCUCAACACAGACUUGAAGGGCCGCCUGCCUCGCUACCUCAUCCACCAGAGUCUGGCCGCCACCAUGUUCGAGUUCAUGUCCCAUUUACGCCAACGCAUCACCGAGCUGCGCUCCCACCGCUCCCACCACCACAGUUAAGGCAGGAGCGGCGCCAUCCAAGUCGGAGCUACGGUCAAUGAAGUGGCUGCACUACACACGCGAGCUGUGGGUCACUCAUCACAGAAUCAGACGGUUUCCCUCUUUAAUCGUGAAAUUCAGCAACGUCGCUUCAGACGUGAUCGCAACCAUGUUUUGGAGUGGACGUGUAAUUGUUUCGCUACAUCCCUCGCUGCAAGGAGAAGAGUUCCCUGAAGGCAUCUUGUGUCACUGUGUAGAAUUGAGAUGACUUGGAUGGAGAUGGAAGUGGUUGUCACUGUGCAGACAUGUGUCUGACUGGUUACAGACGAGCUGCUGCAGGAGGAUGACUGAAUGGGCUGUGUCUCUGAGCCUUAUCCUGCUGCACAACAUUCACCACUAAUUGCUUUUUUAUUAUUUUGGCUUUUUUGAAUGUCUGUGUUUUCACUGUAAAUGACUUAAAUGUGUUUCUCUGUUUGACCUGCCCCAAAGCAAGAGCUCAAGUCUAAGAUCUAAGUUUAUUCUCUCUCAGGGCGCUGAGCUGUCCUGUCACCGCUAGAGGGAGACACUACUCAUCCACCCCAUCGACGCCUCUUACAGUACAGUGACACCCAGUAAUCAUUUAUGCCACGUCACAAACAUCCAUUUAACAUGUAGUAGCUCACUUUUAAAUGCUUAUCUUUGUUCGCGCUCUGGGAUUUAUCUCCAGGUCAAACUAGUCAUAUCAGGAGACUCCUAAUGCAUUAUCAAACUCGAUUAAGAGAAUUAAGAAUGAGAAAAUGGUCAUAGAUCAGAAUACUGUGAUCGAGAUUAAGCUAUUAUUUGUGCCAAUAACCUCAUAACAAUAACUUUUCUUGUUUUUUUCAUUCAGGUUUGUUACUGUAGAGAUGAUUUUGACUUUGUAUCUCUUCGGGACCAGAAAUGGCUUUGAAUAUGGUGGUUCUGUCAUUUUUUUUUUUUUAAUUAUGAAACAUCAUAACGUGUCUUAUCAUGUCGCCUCCAGCUCAUUCAGCUUUGUUUACCUUCUAACUCUGCAUUACAGUGUUAUGAUGUACUUCAGAAAACUUCAGUCAUGAUUUACAACUGUAUAUGUAAUGAAGCCUAGCUGAGAUCUGCUGAAUACCUUGUUACCUUGAGUGAACUGUUCAUCUUGGACCUCAUCGUUCUUGACAAACAACCUCGUUCACACUUUCAAGGGUCUGUAUUUAUUGGCUUAACUGUGAUGCAGUCAUUUGCCUCCUCACGCCUGCAGCGCAGCCACUUGGCCUCGAAGCGCUUUACUUUGGCAGCGCAGGUGCAGCGAUGGUGCGAAACGCUUCUUUUGCAUGAAGUUCAUAAAUGUAGAUGCAGCUGAAUAACUUACCGUGACUGAUUUAAACGACUCACUACACAGAAGGAAUGUCCUAUGACAAAUAAAUGAUUUCAGUUUUGUGCCUUGUUCACAUUUACCUUAAAUAUCAGCCUUUUAUUUUGCUUUGACUUUAUUCUGAAUGUGUCCUUAUCACUGCUUAAAGUUCUUUUGUUACAGCUCAUCAAAUGUUUUUUUCAUUUAAAGCCAUAACAACUGACCAACAGUUUUUAUUGUCUUCUAAUAAAAUGAGAACUUCAGUAUCAGC
This is a messenger RNA of Betta splendens (Siamese fighting fish), 3103 nucleotides long. It is a transcript of the gene stard3, whose product is annotated as StAR-related lipid transfer (START) domain containing 3. The transcript is spliced from 15 exons. Gene Ontology annotation, cellular component: late endosome. Gene Ontology annotation, molecular function: cholesterol transfer activity; cholesterol binding. NCBI's taxonomy places the organism in Eukaryota, Metazoa, Chordata, Actinopteri, Anabantiformes, Osphronemidae. Bases 162 to 1511 code for a protein of 449 amino acids. The record is from RefSeq and is a predicted model, not a curated record.